GCCAAUCGGGGUGCGUCCGGCGAGGCCGCAGCGUGACCGCGAGGAGGCGUCCGUUAUGCAGCGUCCCCGAUAAAUAGGGGGCCUUCGUCUCUUUGGGAUCAGGUGGUGGACAGCUCCUCCUGAGAUUUCCCUCUCGUUCCUUUCCCUCUCUUCCCCCUCACAUCAAGAUGGGGCUGUCUUUCACCAAACUCUUCAGUCGGCUUUUUGCGAAGAAAGAGAUGCGUAUUCUCAUGGUAGGCCUUGAUGCUGCUGGUAAGACCACCAUCUUGUACAAGCUGAAGCUGGGAGAGAUUGUGACCACUAUUCCUACCAUCGGAUUUAAUGUGGAGACAGUGGAAUACAAGAACAUCAGCUUCACUGUGUGGGAUGUUGGUGGUCAGGACAAGAUCAGACCUCUGUGGAGACAUUACUUCCAGAAUACUCAGGGCCUUAUCUUCGUUGUUGACAGUAAUGACAGAGAUCGUAUUGUUGAGGCUAGAGAUGAAUUGCACAGGAUGCUUAAUGAGGAUGAAUUGAGAGAUGCGGUGCUGCUUGUCUUUGCGAACAAGCAAGAUCUUCCUAAUGCCAUGAAUGCUGCAGAGAUCACUGAUAAGCUUGGCUUGCAUUCCCUCCGCCAACGUCACUGGUACAUCCAGAGCACAUGUGCCACAUCUGGGGAGGGUCUUUACGAGGGACUGGACUGGCUCUCAAACAACAUUGCUAACAAGGCAUAAACAUUUCUGGUUGGAUACCUCACUGGAGCUUAAACCAUUGUUAAGAUGUUCUGUUAACUAAAUGUUGUAUUUGCUUGAGCUGUGAAUCAAUUUGCUUAUGUUUCUACCUUCGCGGACUUUUAGCAUUUGUCAUCUCAUCUAGACCAACAAUGAUCUGGAAAUUUGUUCUCCUUACCUAGAUGUUAAAUAUUUGCCUUUUCUUUUUAUUUUUUUCUUUA
This is a messenger RNA of Phoenix dactylifera (date palm), 931 nucleotides long. The record is from RefSeq and is a predicted model, not a curated record. Lineage: Eukaryota; Viridiplantae; Streptophyta; Magnoliopsida; Arecales; Arecaceae.